UAACAGUAUUCUCUUUUAUGUACUUACCAUACAUACACACAUAAACAGAAAAUAAAGGAACUCUCUGUCAUACGUUACAUACUUUCAAUCAUAAUAACAAGUCUUUCAUUCCCAUAAUAAUAAUAAUAAUAACGAUUUAAAAUAAUGUUCAAAGGUCCAAGUUGUAAUAUAAUAUGAUAGUUGUAACAGAAUAUUCUUCUUUGUGACUUGUAAGAAGGCUAUUCUGUGUUGUUGUUGUUGUUUUUCUAAAAAAGAAAAAAAAAUAACAUUUAUGCCUUUUUUUUUUUUUUCCCUUGAAAUAUGCAAACCUCUUGGAAAAAAUUUUUACAAGCGUCCUUGGCAGAAAAUAUAAAAAGAGUAGGAACAUCCGCAACGUAUGCAUCUUUAGCCACCAUCACUACUGAUAAUAAGCCAGCGGUACGAACGGUGGUUAUAAGAGGAUUCGUUGGUGAACAUCAUACAGAAGAAACGGGAUGGAAAAGCGACUUACUUGUCAUAACUACAAACAAAGGAUCACAUAAAAUAAAGGAACUUGAAGCAAAUCCUUAUAUUGAACUCAACUGGUAUAUGAAUGGUACAAUGGAACAGUUUCGUAUAAGUGGUACAAUUGAUAUCAUAAAAAAGAAUUUUAAUCAGAGCCAGCUAGACAAUCAUUUCUUCGAUGGUCAGCAUUUGAAGAAAGAGGAUACAAGAGUGGAAGGACAAGUGGCUACUAGGAGCAACAAAAGCUUAGCUUUACAAUCAUUUUUAAUAAAGCAGCAGUUGAAUCAUGAUACAUUUGAUUGGCAAGGAGAAAGGUUACGUCAAUUUAUUGAAUUAGGUUCAUCCAUGAGAGCACAGAUGGUUUAUAGUCAAAAGGGUGUUAAGGAACUAGAGAUCAAAAAUAUUGACCCAAUGACAGGCUGGUUUAAAAAUGAACAAGUUCAAGAUUUACUUGAGGAAGCAUUUGAUAAUUUUACAUUACUCAUAGUUAAAGUCACUUCUGUACGUCAUUGGUCCCCAUCAACUGGUUUAAAAGUAUUGUUAUAAAGACUCUUUUCUUUUUUUUUUUAGACUUGAUAAUACAAAAUAAUUGUAUCAAGCAAAGCAAGUUAAGGGAGUAAAUGAUAUGAUAUUGAUAUGAAUAAAAUAAAAUAAAGAGGGUUAGGG
Messenger RNA from Cokeromyces recurvatus, 1149 nucleotides. Its product is annotated as pyridoxamine 5'-phosphate oxidase-domain-containing protein. The record is from RefSeq and is a predicted model, not a curated record. Gene Ontology annotation, molecular function: FMN binding. The transcript has 2 exons. Lineage: Eukaryota; Fungi; Mucoromycota; Mucoromycetes; Mucorales; Mucoraceae. Bases 301 to 1029 code for a protein of 242 amino acids.